UACUAGCUAUGAUUAAUCCUUGUCGCUAAGAUGUCGCGUUACGGGUUAACCCGGUUAAACCUGACCGGCUCGUAACCCGAUCGGGUUUAGAAACUCAGGGGGUGGAGUUUUCAACAUGACUCAUCUAUAUUUCGACCCAUCACUAUUUCAGAAUACAGGCGCUGUCACGGUGACCGACCUGAUGGCAUCUCCCAUGGCGCAGGGUCUUUUUCACCGGGCCAUUGCAGCCUCCGGAACUGCUUUAAACAUUUGGAGAACAGGGACCAACUCUGCCGACGUGAUUAAAGGAGCGCUAGCAGUCUCUCAGCGGGCCGGGUGUUACGAUGGGCUUUCCGCCCCAGAUUCAGGUUCGAUUGGACGGUGCAUGCAAAGCGUUCCUGGCCUCUUGCUGGUGACUAUUUUGGACGAAUAUCAGCUUGCUGAACGUAGAGAGGGUCGACUUGGAUUUUCGGUCGUGUCUCCUGUCGUACAAUCCUUCGAAAUGGUGAUGUUUCCUAAAUUUCUCCGAGAAGACCCCGCCAUCGUAUUUGCAGAGGGGCGAGAAGCGCCGGUCCCGUUGAUGAUGAGCACUACGAAGCACGACGGAUCGAACAUCAUGGGACUGUUUUAUAACAGGUUUUUACGGGACAAUGGCCUCGACAGGAAUGUCACGUAUUUGCGGUAUGACUUGGUCCCUGCGGCCUUGAAUGCAUUAGGUGUUCCCGAUAUUCCUGGUGGAAUUCAUGAAACAAUAUCUCGCACUUAUCUUGGCGAUGCACACAAUUUUGGAAAUUUUAGCCUCAUGUAUCCCGGCCUAAUGGAUAUCUUCUCAGUCUUCUCCUACAAAGGGGACUGUUACAAGACGGCCUUCCUUCACUCCAGGAAAACAGGGUUGCCCACUUUUUGGUUGUCGUUCGAGUUUAGGGGAAAUGUCUCGUUUUGGGGUCAACAUUUUCCGGGAGACGUCCUACCCCCAUUUCCAGGCGGUGUCACACAUACGGAUGAUCUUUGUUACUUCUUUGCUUUGACCUUCCUUCCUUGGAGCGAUGCUGAGGCUGCCACCUCGUCGAGAAUGAUGUCGUAUUGGGCGGAUUUUGCGACAGUGGGACGACCCCACCCAGAUUGGCCGGAAUUAAAGUAUGACAAUGAAGCAUACUGGAUUGUGGAUGAAGUGCCUUCAACCGGUCUGGACUUUCCAAGCAAAUGGGUUGGUCCGGGCUAUGAAGCGGCGAGGCCUCCAGUUUAACUACCUGUCAAUAACCUUCAUACUGAUCAUUCACUCUUAUUCUAUUUAACCAUUAGAAGUCGGAUGGCUUCACAUAAUAAUUUUGAUGAAUUAAAUAUUUACUGAACAAUUUAAAGAAAAUAAAUCCUACAUUUAUUAAU
Folsomia candida is the source of this 1365-nucleotide messenger RNA. Its product is annotated as carboxylesterase 4A. The record is from RefSeq and is a predicted model, not a curated record. Lineage: Eukaryota; Metazoa; Arthropoda; Collembola; Entomobryomorpha; Isotomidae. Bases 116 to 1225 code for a protein of 369 amino acids. The transcript is spliced from 4 exons.